Messenger RNA from Anisakis simplex (herring worm), 582 nucleotides. Lineage: Eukaryota; Metazoa; Nematoda; Chromadorea; Rhabditida; Anisakidae. The record is from the annotation of a GenBank genome assembly.
AUGAUCGUACUGAAUCCAGAACGUGGAAGUAAGGAGUUGUCAGCACUAUGGGGUGCCAUUAAAUCAGGUGAAAAUAUCGAGAAACAUGCGGCUGCUUGCUCACUUGCGGCUGUCUUCGUAUGGCAUCCGGCGGACACGUCUAAACCCACAAUUCGUAUCCUUUAUCCAGGUGCGUGUCCACUGGAGAAGCUUUACACAGCGUUGGAGAAAUUGAAAGGUGAAGAGUAUCUGAGAUAUUUGGAUUAUGCGAGUGCAAAUCGUGAGAAAUACAUCAUGUCGGGGCAUGCAAACAAUCGUCCUCCAGCGCAUCAUGCGCCAUCGUCAGGCCCAGCUCACAAACCACUUGCUCAGGCUAAACCUCUUGCAAAGUCAGCCGCAGCUGCUGCUACUGCUACAGCACCUGCAACCGCUCGAGCUACUAAAAGACCAACGAAGCCAACGAGUCUUGCAUCACGUCCUGCAACAGGUUCAUCGCGUACCACAACGACAACCACUACCACAUCAACAACAUCUGCGGGUCAUACGAAGACAACAACGACAAAAGCGACCACUGAAACAGCUGCAAAGAAAGUUACGAAGUAG